This is a messenger RNA of Nymphalis io (European peacock), 2517 nucleotides long. Its product is annotated as neural/ectodermal development factor IMP-L2-like. The transcript is spliced from 7 exons. The record is from RefSeq and is a predicted model, not a curated record. Bases 421 to 1191 code for a protein of 256 amino acids. Gene Ontology annotation, cellular component: neuron projection. Lineage: Eukaryota; Metazoa; Arthropoda; Insecta; Lepidoptera; Nymphalidae.
AGUACCUUCCGACUUGGUAUAAGACUCGGCAUUCGACAUUGCGCAGUCGCGAAUAAAAGACGUGUAUAUUUUUAUCGAUUUUAUCGAUAUCCGAGCAUUUUGAGUGUACACGUCACUAUUUUCUCUCCGACGGGACUCGCGUUCGAUUUUGAAACAUACCGCCAUAUUACUAUUUAACUUUUUUUUUCGUUUGUGUAUUUUCGCGCGUUUUUGUGAUGCCACUUAUGUAUCUGUGAAAACGUGGGGAUCAUUGCAAUAUACUUUUUUUUUAUAAACAAAAUGUUAAAUGUGUCUCGAAUACAAUAUUAUACGUAUUUUGCUAUAAAGUAGUUCAAUUUGAAUAAAAACUCUGCAAGCACAUCCAGUAUUACUGCGUGAACGCGCCUAAAAUAGAUAAGACCCAGAAUCUCAAUAUACAUAAUGUAUCUUAUAUACAUAAUCGCAGUGGUGCUGGUGGGCUGUGGGAGGGCAGCAAAUGUGAACAGACACAUGAAGUUACUAGAAAUUGAAAAUCACAUAGAUAGAAGCGUAGCACAGACGCACCAUUCAAAACGCUUCAUAUCAAUAACAAAGAGGCCCGGACCCCACAGUCUACACAGGCCAGGCACCACACUCGAACUAACUUGCGAAGCGGUCGCUGCACCAGCACCCUCUGUACACUGGUACAGAAAUGACGCACCUAUUUAUGAGUACGAUAAAGAAUCAAUUGAGAUAAUGGAUACGAAUCCGACGUCUGUCGCGAGGGUGGCGUCAACUCUGCUCAUUUCUCGGUCAGAGGCACCGGCUGAGUACUCGUGUCUGAUUGUAGCUGGAACGAAAACGGCACGAGCCUCAACCAUUGUGUACAGCACAGAUGGCAGCACAGAAAGAACAGAACGUUCCAAGCUUGUACCUUUGUCGCCGAGAAUCCUCGUAUCAUAUAAAGUUUUCGUAGACACGAUAGGAAGCAAUAUUGUGCUACCUUGCAGAGUCAAAGGUCACCCUCGACCGGUGGUGGUAUGGAGAGACAAAGACGGUGUGGUCAUUGAGAACGACGGUAGAAUGAAGGUGCUGCGAUCUGGUGAGCUGGUGAUAACUUCGCUUCUAUGGAGUGACAUGGGCGAAUUUACAUGCAGAGCUAGCAAUCUCUUCGGAAGCACACAGAUCAAGACAUUCGUAUAUCCAGCACGGCCGAAUGAAACAGAAGGAUAAUCGGCGGCAAAUAAGCAAACGAAGUUCCUCUUGAUAGUUAAGAUUGUAAGAGCUUCACACGCUCGCCGAAACGCUGCGAUGUAUUUAAAUAUAUAAAAAAAAAAUCUAAGUAUUUUGUUUAUAUAAUGUUAUUUGUAAAUAACUUGAACGAAAUAUAUGAUAUAAUAACGGCUGGUCCGAAAGUAUUAAAUUUUUAUUUAAAUUAUUAUACGAAUUAUAUAUGUAUUCAGAACCGUUAUAUAGCAAAAAUAAUUCAAGAUGACGCAUUAUAUCGUUACCUUGCAGUGAUAACCUUGUGACUGUAAAAAUUACUAAGCAGAAGACAAACUGUUUGGUGAUAAAAUUUUAGUAACGUUGGUGACCACUUACCAUCAGGUGGUCCAUUAUUCUAUAAAUAAAUAAAUAGUAAUAUAAAAUCACAAUAACAGAAGUCGCGACUUCUUUACUACCUCGAUUGAUCUUCUACUAGGUUCUUAUUACCAUUAAGGCUCAUCAAAGUCUCCUUCUAAUUGAGAGUUUUGUCAUUUAGUAUCGAAUGAAUAUAUUAAAAAAAAAAUUAGCUUAGAAGUUCUUACUGCAAGUGGACUGCAAUGAGUUUUAUAUAUCUCAGGGAUAAAUAUUGUAUAUAUAUGUAACCAGUGAUUGGAAAUGGUAGAACAAUAUCUGUGUGAUAUUAUUUGAUUUGUUUUUUUUUUAUAUAUAUAAAAUAACAUUUUUAUUUUAAUGGGUUUUAAAAGGAACGAGAUAUUGUAGGAAUUUGAAAAAUUUGCAACAUUUGUUACAAUUCCCGAUUAUAUACACGAAAAUUAUAUACGAUUAAGCUGCAAUUUUUCGCUUGCACGUUUUUUAAUCACGUGACAUGUUUUUUUAGACAAAGGUUUGCAGAGAAUAUAGUCUUUUUUUUUAAAAAAAAAAAGGACUUUUUAGGUUACAAUCACUGGUUGAGGGCUAAAAAUGUUAUCCAUUUAUUAAAUGGCUUCGUAAAUCGGUACAGAGAUGUGACGUAUUUUUAUAAUCUGUAUUUAUAAUGUAUUAUCGUAUUUCAUUUUCAAGUCAAGGUAACAUUGAAAAAAAAAAAAUAUAUAUAUAUAUAUAAAUAUAAAUAUUGUAAUCGCAGCGUAUUAUAAUUCGUGUGAAGAUACUCUAACUGAACCGAAUCUGCCUAUUAUUUUAUUUUUUUAAUAAAUUAUAAUAUAAAUGAGUAUAACUUAAUAGAUAAACUAUAGUUUUUAAUAUUUAAUAACUAUUGUGAUCUAUGAUACUUAUUAUUAUAGUAGACUGUGAUGCAAAAUAGAUAUUGGAAAUAAUAAAGAAAAUAGAAAACCA